AUGAUCUGGUCGGAGUGCAAGGAGAUCUGGGAGGAGGGGCCGCGAGAGUACGUGCUGCACCUGUGGAACCUGCUGGACUUCGGGAUGCUGUCCAUCUUCGUGGCCUCCUUCACCGCCAGGUUCAUGGCCUUCCUGAAGGCCAGCGAGGCCCAGCUGUACGUGGACCAGCACGUGCAGGACGACACGCUGCACAACGUCUCGCUUCCGCCGGAAGUGGCGUAUUUUACCUACGCCAGGGACAAAUGGUGGCCUUCAGACCCUCAGAUCAUAUCGGAAGGACUCUAUGCGAUAGCCGUCGUGUUGAGCUUCUCUCGAAUCGCGUACAUCUUGCCAGCCAAUGAGAGCUUUGGGCCUCUGCAGAUAUCCCUGGGGAGAACCGUGAAAGAUAUCUUCAAGUUUAUGGUCAUUUUCAUCAUGGUAUUUGUGGCCUUCAUGAUUGGAAUGUUCAAUCUGUACUCCUACUACCGAGGUGCAAAGUACAACCCAGCGUUUACAACGGUCGAAGAGAGUUUCAAAACGUUAUUCUGGUCCAUCUUUGGCUUGUCUGAAGUGAUCUCGGUGGUGCUGAAGUACGACCACAAGUUCAUCGAGAACAUCGGCUACGUCCUCUACGGCGUCUACAAUGUCACCAUGGUGGUCGUGCUGCUCAACAUGCUCAUAGCCAUGAUCAACAACUCCUACCAGGAAAUCGAGGAAGACGCCGACGUGGAGUGGAAGUUUGCCCGCGCCAAGCUCUGGCUGUCUUAUUUCGAUGAAGGAAGAACUCUACCUGCCCCUUUUAAUCUAGUGCCAAGUCCUAAAUCAUUUUAUUAUCUCAUAAUGAGAAUCAAGAUGUGCCUCAUAAAACUCUGCAAAUCUAAGGCCAAAAGCUGUGAAAAUGACCUUGAAAUGGGCAUGCUGAAUUCCAAGUUCAGGAAGACUCGCUACCAGGCUGGCAUGAGGAAUUCUGAAAACCUGACAGCAAAUAACACUUUCACUAAGCACACCAGGUACCAGAAAAUCAUGAAGCGGCUCAUAAAGAGAUACGUCCUGAAGGCCCAGGUGGACAGAGAGAAUGACGAAGUCAACGAAGGUGAACUGAAGGAGAUCAAGCAAGAUAUCUCCAGCCUGCGCUACGAGCUUCUUGAAGAGAAAUCGCAAGCGACCGGGGAGCUUGCAGACCUGAUCCAACAGCUCAGCGAGAAAUUUGGAAAGAACUUGAACAGAGACCACCUGCGGGUGAACAAAGGCAAAGACAUCUAG
Molecule: messenger RNA, 1242 nt
Organism: Talpa occidentalis (Iberian mole)
Lineage: Eukaryota; Metazoa; Chordata; Mammalia; Eulipotyphla; Talpidae
Gene: TRPC7
Product: transient receptor potential cation channel subfamily C member 7
Exons: 7
Coding region: 1-1242 (413 amino acids)
Biological process (GO): regulation of cytosolic calcium ion concentration; manganese ion transport; calcium ion transmembrane transport
Cellular component (GO): membrane; cation channel complex
Molecular function (GO): inositol 1,4,5 trisphosphate binding; store-operated calcium channel activity
Source: RefSeq, a predicted model, not a curated record